Molecule: messenger RNA, 1343 nt
Organism: Sander lucioperca (pikeperch)
Lineage: Eukaryota; Metazoa; Chordata; Actinopteri; Perciformes; Percidae
Product: ceroid-lipofuscinosis neuronal protein 6-like
Exons: 8
Coding region: 175-1074 (299 amino acids)
Source: RefSeq, a predicted model, not a curated record
AGGCGGAGGGCGGGAUAAAGCGGCAACUAGGAAGUGAAGCUGAUGUUGAAACAGAACGAUGUUUACUCAUAGACAGUAUAUGUGUUUACUGUAGUUUUAUACCGUUAACUUUCCAUUGUUUGCAUCGCGGGAUUACCGUUAGCUUGACACACGAUAGCUAAAACGGAACCGAACAUGCAGUCUGUACGAAAACGUCGAGGCAACGAUUUACACACAAACCAAACUAGCACUCCUGGUGGUUUGAAGGAACAUGUGCCACAGCACUUUCACUUUGACCUGUGGUUCUGCCUGACUCUGCAGAACUGGAUACUGGACUUUGGAAGGCCUAUUGUCAUGAUUAUCCUUCCUCUGGAGUGGUUUCCCCUGAACAAGCCCAGUGCUGGAGACUAUUUCCACAUGGCCUACAAUGUCAUAACACCAUUCUUAAUGCUCAAGCUGAUUGAGCGCAGUCCCAGGGCGCUGUCUCGCUCAGCAGUCUACCUCUGCAUCAUCACGUUUGUCAUGGGAGCCAGCAUCCACCUAGUGGGCGACUCCAUUAACCAUCGGCUCCUCCUGAGUGGCUACCAGCUCCACCUGUCAGUCAGAGAGAACCCCAUCAUCAAAGACCUCAAACCUGCCUCACUGAUUGACUCCUUUGAGCUGCUGUAUUAUUAUGAUGAACAGCUGGGACACCUAAUGUGGUAUAUUCCUUUCUUCAUCAUUCUGUACAUCUAUUUCACCGGCUGCUUCACCAAGGCCAAAGAACAGAACAAGAUUCCCGUCUCUGGUUGGCUGUUGCUGGGACCCAGCGCAGUCUAUUAUUGGUACUUGGUCACUGAAGGACAAAUCACUGAACUUUUCCUCCUCACCUUCCUUGCCAUGGUUGUCAUGGUGAUACAUCAACAGCGUAAAGGCCUCAGCCCAGACAGCAAUGGCCUGUUCCUGUUCUGUAGUUUCAGUGUUACUGUGCUGCUGGUGGCACUGUGGGUGGUCUAUCUGUGGAACGACCCGGUGCUACGCAACAAGUACCCCGGACUCAUUUAUGUGCCAGAACCCUGGUCCUACUACACCUUACAUAUCAAGAAGAACCACUGAAUUACAUCUGUCCAGCAGAUUUGCUGAGACAGAGGUAGUGGCUGCACUCGGACAACAACGGCAAUCGAUGAAGGUUGUUGAUGUGCACCGACCUCACUGUUGAACACAAGGUUCUGCUGUCUUCAGCCAUAUGUAUUCAGAAGGGGAUUUGUCUCCUCUGUCUAUUUCUAUAUUGAUACACACAGACUUUAACAGGUUGGAAUUGUUAUGUUUGGUCUGUAUUUGCACAUGCAAUCAGAUAAAACCAGGACAGGGAUUACCCCGCAAAA